This is a messenger RNA of Acanthosepion pharaonis, 1551 nucleotides long. The record is from the annotation of a GenBank genome assembly. Lineage: Eukaryota; Metazoa; Mollusca; Cephalopoda; Sepiida; Sepiidae.
AUGACACAAGGUUAUCCUGUUCAAAUUGUUGUUGCCCAAGAGGAUCAUGAAUUUAUCCUCGAUGAAAAUGCAUUAGCUAAAGUGCUACUAAGGCCAGAUGUGCAAGAUAAAAAAGUGGUGGUUAUUUCGGUAACUGGUGCUUUUAGAAAAGGAAAAUCUUUUCUGCUUGACUUUUUUCUCCGUUACCAAAUCUGUAAGGGUUCACCAGAAUGGCUGGGAGAUUUAAAUACACCACUUGAAGGAUUCCCAUGGCGAGGUGGUUCUGAAAGAGAUACAACAGGCAUCCUACUUUGGAGUGAGCCUUUCCUAGUACAGACUUCAAAUGGAGAAGUUGCGGUUAUUUUAAUGGACACUCAAGGGGCUUUUGACAGCCAAUCCACUGUUCGUGAUUGUGCAACAGUCUUUGCCCUUAGUACUAUGGUCAGUUCUGUACAGGUUUACAACCUAUCGCAGAAUAUACAAGAAAAUGACUUACAACACCUUCAGUUGUUCACAGAAUAUGGCCGUUUGGCAUUAGAAGCCAAUGACAACAGUUCAAAGCCAUUUCAGACAUUGACUUUUCUGGUUCGAGAUUGGAGUUUCCAGUAUGAAUAUGCUUAUGGAUUGGAUGGUGGGAAAGAAAUCUUGGAAAAGCGAUUAAAAAUUGCUGAUCGCCAACACAUUGAGUUACAACAGCUACGUAGACACAUUCGAUCUUGUUUCACAUCUAUCAAUUGCUUUCUUAUGCCUCAUCCAGGUCUGAAAGUUACUAAUGACCCACAGUUCAAUGGAUGCUUAAAGGAUAUUGAGCCUGAUUUUAGGCAGCAGCUUCAAAUUUUAGUUGAACAUUUAUUGGCACCUGAGAAACUUGUUGUGAAAGAAAUUAAUGGAUCUCAAGUUUCUUGUCGAGAACUUGUUGAAUAUUUCAAGGCUUAUGUGAAAAUUUAUCAAGGUGAAGAAUUACCUGAACCAAAAUCAAUGUUGCAGGCCACUGCAGAAGCUAACAAUUUAGCAGCUGUCUCUUCUGCACACAGUGAAUAUGUAAAAGCAAUGGAGGAGGCUGUGGGUGGUAAUCGGCCUUACAUGCAUCCUGAUCGACUCAAGUUUGAGCAUGAAAAAAACAAGAGGAAAGCCAUGAAUGAAUUCCGACAUGCUCGUAAAAUGGGUGGUCCAGAAUUCAGCCAUAAGUAUGAACAGAAACUGAUUGCUGAAUUGGAAGAAGCCUAUGAAAAUUUGUGUAAACACAAUCAAAGCAAGAACUUUUUCAGUGCUGCUCGCACCCCAACUGUGCUGGUCAUAAUGUGCAUUAUCAGCUACUUAUGUGCAGGUGUAUUUGCAUUAUUUGGACUGUCCCCAGUUGUCUUUUUGUUCAACAUAUUUAUGUGGCUGAUGUUGAUUCUGGUCAUCACUGUUGUCUAUGUUCGUUACAGUGGUGUACUUAUUGAUAUUGGGCACUACAUUGACAGAUUUGCCAAUUUCAUUUGGGAACGGCUCAUGGAGCGGGUGUUUGAUUUGCUGAUUCAGCACAAAGCUGCUAAGAUCCUUGGACUUGGAAAGUUAAAAAAAAAUUAA